AUUCUACUAUGACUAAUAGAUCCGUGAACUUCUGAUUGCUAUAAUAGUAACAGAGAAUUCACGUCAUUUCAGACUUACAGUCGAUUUGGCGUCUAAAGAGUUUGAAUUUUCCCAAGUUCACAUUACUCCCAAUUUUGUUAUAGGACUCGUAUUAUAGCACUGCAGGUAAUAAAGUACAUUCAGUAAUUUAAUCGAGAGACUCCUUCUUUUAUAAAUCCUAACUGCUUUUGUCAAUUUUGGUAUAACAGUAGUUUUUCUGGAAGAUCAAAACGAUUUUGAGGUUGAUUGGAGUUUUUUGAUCUCAUAUAUUUCUAUAAAGUAGCUGUUGGGGAAAAUGACAGUAUUCACAGUUUUUGGUGGCCAUGGUAAAGUAUCCUUACUUUUUACAAAAAUUGCUUCUGAAGCAGGACACGUGGUGUACAGCGUUGUUCGUGACUAUACGCAAAAUGAGGACAUUGAAAAAGUAAACGGUCGAACCAAAGUCUGUUCUUUGGAAAAAGCAUCUCCGUUAGAGAUUGCCGACUUAUUGAAAGAAACACGGCCUGAUACGGUUAUAUUCGCAGCUGGUUCUGGAGGAAAAGGCGGAGUUGAAAGAACCAAAGCUGUGGAUUACGAAGGAGCUGUAAAAGUAUUUGAUGCUAUGAAGAUUGCAAAAAUCCGACGGUUAAUUAUGUUAUCGGCUAUCGACAAUCGCGACAUGACACAACCUCCACCGACCCAUUAUACGGCAGCUGAUAUUGAUUUGAGCCAAAAGAUCCACAAGUCUAUUGGUGCAUAUUACUAUUAUAAAUUUCUUGCAGAUCAGGAAUUGGUGCGUCGAUCCAAUGACAUUGACUGGACCAUCGUACGUCCCUCUGGGCUAACGGACGAAGACAGCGAUGGUAAGAUUGCUAUUGGUAAAAUCUCGAUUAAUUGUAUGAUUUCAAGAGAAACUGUUGCUCGAGCUAUUCUUUUGUUUGCAAUGGAUCCACAAUCCAAUCAUCUUAUUGCUGAUAUUACUGAUGGUGAAGUUCCAAUUCAUACAGCUAUAUCUGGGUUUAUUGUCAAAGGAGAAUCAUCCUAUACCUACUCUGUCUAAUAAUGAAAAAUCCGAUCUUCCAUGCGUAGACGAAUUUCAUCAUUUUCUUUGUUAAUGAGUUUUGAUGUAAAUACUGUUAUGAACAAUAAUUGAAAUCCAUAAAUGCAGACCCGUGUACUAAGAUCCUUAGAAAAUAAGAUCUACCUAAAAAAAUUAAAAUAAAAAUAAAAAUUAAAACCCCUUUUUUAAAUUUG
Messenger RNA from Schizosaccharomyces cryophilus OY26, 1272 nucleotides. RefSeq lists its product as uncharacterized. The record is from RefSeq and is a predicted model, not a curated record. NCBI's taxonomy places the organism in Eukaryota, Fungi, Ascomycota, Schizosaccharomycetes, Schizosaccharomycetales, Schizosaccharomycetaceae. The transcript is spliced from 3 exons. Bases 335 to 1078 code for a protein of 247 amino acids.